This is a messenger RNA of Panicum virgatum (switchgrass), 1061 nucleotides long. RefSeq names its product 17.9 kDa heat shock protein 2-like. The coding region runs from base 237 to 737 and encodes 166 amino acids. Gene Ontology annotation, biological process: response to hydrogen peroxide; response to heat; response to salt stress. The transcript has a single exon. Lineage: Eukaryota; Viridiplantae; Streptophyta; Magnoliopsida; Poales; Poaceae. The record is from RefSeq and is a predicted model, not a curated record.
ACGAGCCAGUCAAUCACCUGCAAAUUUACCAAAUUGGCCCUUUCACACCACUAGAGUACAGGCGUACAGCAGUACACUCGACGCCUCGACGGAGACGAUGCCGGCCGGACGGACGCCUACCUUCAAGCGCCCAUAAAUAGCCGUGCCGGGGCUUUAGCCGAGCAGCAGCAGCUCGAGCACACACGUAGACUUGAAGCUAGAGAGUCCACAGCUAGCCCCUGCUCGAGGCUGCGAGGAUGUCGCUGGAAAGGCUGCUCGACACGCUGGCCCCGGGCUCGUGGAGGAACCCCUUCAGCAUCUUCGGCACGGCGGUGGCCGCCGACACGUGGCUGGCGAGCGACACCUCGGCGUUCGCCAACACCUACAUCGAGAGCCGGGACACGGCGGGCGCGUACGUGUUCAGCGCGGCGCUGCCGCCCGGCGUGAGGAAGGAGGAGGUGCGGGUGGAGGUGGACGAGGGCAACGUGCUGGUCAUCACCGGGGAGCGCAGCGUCCGCCGGGAGGAGCGCGGCGACAGGUGGCACCACAUCGAGCGCAGCUGCGCCACGUUCCUCGGCAGGUUCCACCUGCCCGGGGACGCCGCCGUGGACGGCGUCAGGGCCGCCAUGGACGCCGGCGUGCUCACGGUCACCGUGCCCAAGGUCGGGGCCAUCGCCGCCGCCGCCGCCGCCGCCGCCGCCUCCGUCGAGAAGCCGGUCGGGGAGCCGACGGUGGCCGUGGAGGCCGGCCCCUGCUGAUUUGACGCGCCGGCGCGCGCGUUCCAUCACGGGCGAGGCACGCCCCUGUUGAACGAACACUAAGGUCUCUCGUCCGUACCGUCUGAAGCUUCCUCCUCCUCUGGUUUGGUAUUGCAUACUUUCCCGUGUGAUGGAUCUGCCUGCACGCAUGUAACAAGAAAAAAAAAGAAUCCGUUCUGUGCUCGGUAAAUGAAUAGCAACCUAAGCAGCUAAGCUGGAAUCCUGUACAUGUCUCUACUAAUUUCUUCGUCUUUUCUUGAGAUUGCAGCCUCUACAAACUUUUCUUCAUGUCGUAAUAAAGUUGUGACGAGUUAACGACAGCAA